AUGCUGCCGCCCUUUGAUUACUUUACCUAUCGGCGCGUGCGCACCCUCAAACGCAACGAACGCGCCGCCCGUUUCGCCUCCCUCCCAGCUCACUACCACGCUGCCCUCACAAGUCACGACAAGUCCCUCCUCACCCAACCCAUCGCGAACCUCGUCCACUCGGUCCAGGACCAUUCGCUCAGCCCCCUCGACGUCCUCCACACGUACGGCAAAGUCGCCGUCCAAGCGCAGGAGAAAACGAACUGCAUCACGGAGCUACUUCUUCCAGAGGCGGAAACCUGGGCGGAGUCGGAAAUCAACCUGCAGGGUCCGCUGGCCGGCGUGCCUGUCUCCCUGAAGGAUUCGGUGCAAGUGAAGGGGUUCGACACCUCCCUUGGGUAUACGAAGUUAGCGGGGAAACCGUACGCUGAGGAUGGGGUGAUGGUUAAGUUGUUGAAGGAUGCGGGGGCCGUACCAUACGCCAAGACAGCUCUUCCGAUCACGCUCCUCUCCUUUGAGUCGGCCAACGCGCUAUGGGGCGCUUGUCGUAACCCCCAUGUCCCCGAGUACUCACCCGGCGGGUCUACGGGCGGAGAGGCAGCGUUGCUGGCGCUCGGGGGUCGCAUUGGGAUCGGAUCGGAUGUGGCAGGGUCAGUACGGGUGCCUGCGGCAUGGAGUGGGAUUUACUCGCUACGGUGCAGUACAGGACGGUGGCCCAAGGUGGGCGUGAAUACGAGUAUGGCGGGCCAGGAGGGCGUGGCGAGCGUGUUCAGUCCCAUGGCGAGGACACUGAACGAUCUGACGUAUUUUACCAAGGCGAUCGUGGGGAUGGAGCCGUGGAGGUAUGAUUAUACGGUGCAUCCGAUCGCGUGGCGGGAGGAGCAGGAACGGGAAGCGAAGGGCAAGAAGUUGCGGAUUGGGUUGAUGGCUAGCGAUGGGGUCAUCCCUCCUACUCCGGCUAUUGAACGCGCCGUGUCCACCUCCGUGGCCGCUCUGACUGCGGCCGGACAUACCGUGUCGGAGAUCACGCCUCCGGCGACCGCGGACCCCUUCACCGGCCUGAAUCUGGCCUCGCAGCUGCUCAACUCCGACGGCUGCGUCACUUUCAACUCGCACCGUCACAGCUUCGAGCCUUCCGACCCCGGAGCGGACCAACUGACCCUGAUUGCCAAACUCCCUCGUUUCCUCCGCUACCUGUACUCUCUCUACGUGCAAUACAUCCGACGCGACCCGGCCUGGGCGACGCUGAUCCGCGCCUUCAGCCCCAAGACCGCCGCUGCUCAGUGGAAGCUGGUCGCCCAGCGCGAGUCCUUCCGCGCCACCUGGCACGCGUGGUGGGACGCCGAGCCCCAACGGUACGACUUCAUCCUGUGCCCAGCCAAUGCGACCCCGGCACUCCCACACACGGCGAUGCGCGACGCCGUAUCCUCGUGCGGAUAUACUUUCCUCUGGAACCUACUCGACUACUCCGCGGGCGUCCUGCCCGUGUCUCACGUCGACGCCAAGAAAGACGCCCUGACUCUGCCUUACAAGAAGGCACUCAAGCAACUCGGCAGCGACCAUGCCCUUUCUCGCGGAGCCUGGAAGCACUACGACGCGAAGAAGAUGGCUGGCCUGCCGACGGCCGUGCAGGUUGUGGGUCGCAGAUGGCAGGAAGAGAAGGUGUUGGGAUACAUGGCGGCAGUAGAGGAGGCGUUGGAACAGUAUCACGACGCGGAGACGGGCGAGGGAGGAAAGUACGCGUUGAUUGAGCUGGAUUAA
This is a messenger RNA of Aspergillus melleus, 1740 nucleotides long. RefSeq names its product putative acetamidase. The record is from RefSeq and is a predicted model, not a curated record. Lineage: Eukaryota; Fungi; Ascomycota; Eurotiomycetes; Eurotiales; Aspergillaceae. Bases 1 to 1740 code for a protein of 579 amino acids. The transcript has 4 exons.